Alexandromys fortis (reed vole) is the source of this 6261-nucleotide messenger RNA. It is a transcript of the gene Ccdc191, whose product is annotated as coiled-coil domain containing 191. The transcript is spliced from 17 exons. Bases 86 to 2764 code for a protein of 892 amino acids. Lineage: Eukaryota; Metazoa; Chordata; Mammalia; Rodentia; Cricetidae. The record is from RefSeq and is a predicted model, not a curated record.
GCAAUUGUCAUUGUUGUGGCCUAAGUCUAGGCCUGAACUUGAAAAUAUACUGCUGGCGUCCCAAGAAAGGUCUUCAAAGAAGAAAAUGGAGCUGAGUCGCUGGAAACGACUUUCAAGGAAGCUAAAUGCCAAGUCUGCAUUUGACAAUGACAGUGUGGAACACUGGGUUAAGAGAGUGGAGAAAGCAUCGGAAUUUGCCCUUUCAAAUGAAUAUUUUACCAGAAAUGCAGAUUUACCUGGAAUGCUUUGGCGACACGCAGUAGAUCUGGGGACAUGUGAGCAAGCAGAGUAUCAUGAUGACGUCUAUGAAGAAGCUCAGGAGCUCGUCAGUGACUGGUUAGACAAUAAACUUAAACAAGAGUUAGCAAGUGAUGGAGAAGGGGAGAACACUGUGCCAAGCAGCCCUCCUGUGCCCAAUGCCCAUGGCCAUCUGAAGUAUGACAAGUUUGAUGACUUAUGUGGCUAUUUGGAGGAAGAAGAGGAGAGCGCCACUGCUCAGCAAUUUAUAGAGCAUCUGCUCCAUAAAGAGGUGCUGGAUUCUGAGAUGGUGGAAGAGCUCGGAAGGGAGGAAAACCAAGGCAAGAGGCGGCAGAAGGACCCUCGUCUUACCAUGGAGAUGAGACAUAAGCAGGUAAAAGAAAGUCGCUUACGGCGCGAGAAGCAGCUGGAGUUGCGGAGAAGGGAGAAGGCCGUGAGGAAAGCAGCCUUCCUGGAGGCUCAGUGUCUAGUGCGGGAAGAGAAGAGAAGGAAGGCUGUGCUGGCCAAGAAAGAGAAGGAAGAGGUCCAGAGAGAGAUGGUAAAGCUGCGCAGGGAGAUACUGGAGAGAAGACGCACGGUGGAGGACGCGUGGAAAGCAGAAAAAAAGAGACAAGAAGAUUCUCAGCGGGAUCAAGAAGAAAAAUUGGUGGAAAGUGCUCAUGUUUAUCUGGAUGAAGAAGAAGUUGCAAAAGAAAGAAAAAGAAAGAUGAGAGAGAUCCUUAUCCAGACUUUCAAAGAGAAUCUCCAGUGUCAAAAACGGUAUUUCUCUGCCUGGCACAAGCUGAUUCUGGAUCAUAGGAUAAAGCUGGGGAAAGCUGGGACCCUGUCUGACUGGAAGCUUCAACUGAAGGUCCUGCGAGCCUGGAGAGACCAUGCACGAUCUCAGAAGCGGAAGCGGGAGACCCAAGCCUUGGAAAAUGACCUUAGGGAAGAGAACAGAAAACAGCAGCUGGCUACCGAGUUUAACCGGAAACAACUUCUCCGAUACUGCUUUGCUGAAUGGCAGCGUUGGCAUAGUUCAGAAGUUAUAAAGAGGGAGCUGGCGCUAGCCAAGGAGCAAACUCGGAAGAAAAUGGAUGAGCUGCUGAAGGCAGCCUCCCUCGGGAAACUCAAUUCCAAUGGGUCAUCGAGUAUCCAUCGUCUUGCAGAGACAACAGCCCAGGUGGACCUGCCAGUGGGAAGUGGAGAGGUCACCAUCAUGCCCACUUGGUGGGAAAAGCCACCCGUGGUGAGCAGGGGUUGUAUGCGGAGCCAUUCCCCAGGAAGAACAACCGAGGGUGAUAUUAAGGGUCCCCUCCCAGAUGUCUGUGGGAGCACACCUGGCACACAGCAGCCCAAGACUCCAGAUGCUAAGACCACUAAACAGCCCAGGAGCCAUGAAAAGCCUGGGACCACUAGCCAGGAAGCAGAGCCUGAUUGUGAGGGGCCUUCCCACCGUCGCUAUGUCUACCAGCAACAGCUGAUUGAGAAGCAAAAGAAGAAACUCAAGGAGCAGCAGAAGCUCAUUCAGCAGCUGAAGGAAGACCAGCGGUUGGCUGAGGCCCGGUGGGCAGCCAAGCGUGCCACAGCAGUCACAAAAGCACAGAGUCGCCUUCUGUCCAGUCCCAGAGGAGCGGAGGAGCCGCCAGGAACCUGCCAGAAGCUUCUGAAGUGUGAAGACAGUAGGACUGAUUCCAGAAAUUCUCUUUCUGCAUCCAGAAGGAACCUGACGGCACCCCAUCCCUUACUGAAAGCCAUGGAAGAGAGAGCAAUUCAACGAGCUGAACGUAGGCGGAUCUUGGCAGAAAAGAAGAAAAAACAAGAAGAAGACAAAUUGGCUCAGUUAAAGGCCCAAGAGGAAGAACGCCAGAAGAAGGAUGCAGAAGAAAAGCAAGCUCAGCUGGAGAGAAAGCGAGAGGAAAAGAGGCUGAAGAUGAUGAAAGAACUAGAGAAACUGAAGAGAAUGAAGAGAAAUCAAGAGCUGGAAGCAGUAGCCAGAGAUCACUAUGAAAAGGUCUUGCUAAGGAAGAAAGGCCUGGAGCCCUGGAAGAGACUGAGAAUGCAAAGCAAGGAAAGCAUGGAGGUAGCAGAAGAACAUUACUCUUUGGCUCUUCAACGAAAAUGCCUGCUCACUUGGUUCCAGUGCAGCCAGGAAGCUCUGGCUGUGAGAACAGCCCAGGCUGAUCAGCUGUAUUCCCAGCUACUGUGUAGAAGAGUCCUCCGAAGCUGGUUCCAGUAUGUCGAUGAUCUGGAGAAAGAAGUAAGAAAACUCUGUGCCCACUUACUGCAGAAGAAGGUUUUCAGGGCCUGGCUGACCAUGGUCAGGGAGCUGAAGAUCGAAUCCCAGAGGAAACUUGAGAUUGCAGCAGAACACUGUGACAGGAAGCUUCUCAGUGUCACACUUCAGACAUGGAAGGCAUUUGUAAAAUUUACCAAAGAAGAAAGGGUGAAAGAGGAACGGCGAGACCAACUUCGUCGGAAGGUGGCUGACAUCCUUCCGGACUUCCAGAUACUGACACCAUUGUGACAGCUGUGUACCAGUAGCUACGUGCUUGUCCUCAAGGAAGUCUUUGGUGCCAGGAUCCACCCACCUACACACCUACCUGAACCUGGUUUACUUUCUAGAAUGUAUAGGCCAGCGGGAUUAUCUUGGGAAAUUGUUCUUCCUUCUUGAUCUUUCCUGGGUUGUUAGGCAGCUGUCUAUCACAGUGGGGUCAUCCAAAGGAGCAGUCUAGAGCACCACUGUUCUGUGUAUUUUAUAUAUUUUUAGCAUAAUAAAGUUUAAAAAGGACGAGGGUUUGCCUGCCUGGACUUGUGAAGAAAGAUGUGUCCUUAUCACUUACUGUGAGGUGCUGGUUAAGUGGAAGACUGGAUGGAAACAGAAAGCAGUGAGGACCUAGAAAAGAAGGGAGGGGCAGCCUAUGUUCUAGGACCACAGCAUGAGUGACAAGUGCCCGACAGGGCCCAGCCUACCCAAUGGCAAACACCGCUGCAGCACAGCACAGCGGCCCAUCCUGAGUUCAGAGCAUCUAGGACGCCCAAGCACCUUGCUGAGCAUGACGGAAACUCCAAACACUAGUAACAGCUCCAGCGAGGACCACCCAGCCCCUCAUCAAAAUGCCUAGCCAUGCUCCCAACUGCAGCUUCUAAGUAAUCCAUCUGCUUUGUCUGCUUGGCCUGGCAACUUAGACUGAAUUCAAAGAAUGUUCUAAUAUUUAGGAUUCUAUAAAGAUUGAUCAAAUGUUCCCUUCUGUGAACUUUUUUACACAGAAUCAUCUGCUAGGAAUUUUUCCCAUUAUGAAACAUAUCUUUAUUAUGACAAAUUCAAACAGUCUACAAACGCACACAGUAAAAUGAGAAAGAUGGUGGUGCUCAGGACAUCUGAACUGGUAGACUAGUGAGCGUGCUUGAUUCAGCAUCGUGCAGUGCAGACUCUGGUCCUUUUGUCAUGAAAGAUGUGGAGGGUGGGCUGAGAGACAACAGAACGGCAGAACUGCAACCCGGCCACACACCUUCUUCUUUAACAUCACCAUGCGGCUGUCAUCCAAAAACACAAGUGCUUUGAAGACCAAUGGCCAAGAGAAUGGGACUGAAAUCAUAUUUAUUCUCAUUCCAUCUAAACCACUGUUUAUAAUUAUAGCACAAUCAUGAAAAUAUUGGCCAGUAACAACUAAACACAAAUCAAAGCCACACACAAAUAUUAAUUUAAUGACAAGCCUGAAGAAAAGGGUGAGGUCUUUCAAUAAACAUGUCCUAAGUAAGUCAUAUAAAAUUAAGUUUUCUAUCUUAAACUUUAUCUUGCUUCACCCCAAACACCAACCAUGCUUCUCUGGGACACAUAUUUUGACUAGGCCACAGUACCAGCUUAUAGACCCUUCUACAAGGAUCAGACUCCUGACGGGCCAUGAUGAAGAUAUGGUCUGAAACAUGACUGCUAACUGGUGCCUUUAUAAACAGUAUCUGAUCUACAGAACCAGGGAGGAAAAGAGGAAGGUGAAAUUCAGGGUCAGCGAAGGACCACGGGUGGGGACAAAGUUGUCAGGAGGUCACGCAGCUUAGGGUUUUCUUAAGGCAAACCAUUUCAGGACACACCAAGAAUCACCAACUGUUUCUGUAAAGAAAGCACUUUAUUUCCUUUUAAACAACUUGUCACAGGACUUUAUUUUGCACAAAUGGCAGUGUUUAGUAAAAUCUCCAUUUAAAAGGCUUUGCUUCUGAGCUGAGGUGGCAGGCCAUGGACACAGACACAAAAAAAGUGCAGCUGUCCCCUCAGCCUCCAGCCUGUUGAUGGGCCAUCCAUAUUAAAUAUUGAAUUUAAUGUUAAAUUCAUUCCUGGAUUUCUCUUAGUCUAACACCAGAUCCUGAAAUUAGAUCCGAUGCAAAGGUCCCUGAGCCCUAACAAAUCAUCAAAUCACCAGCCCCUGGCACCAUGAAUGGAGCUUGUCAAUGGCUUUGCCUGAAAAAAAAAUCCAAGUUCUACUUGGAUCAUUAGAACAAACCGUCUCUGGUUUUAAAGCUUUGCCUUUUAGAUAUGAAUUUCUAAAGGUGAACUGUGCCCCAGGAAGGCUCAAGCCCAGCGUGGAGCAAGGCUGCUUUGCUCACCAUUCCCGCUGUCCCACAGUGGAUGCUCAGAGCCAGCUCCAGUGCAGCAGGACAUGGGGAGUUCCAUGUGGUGCUCAGUUCAGUUAACAUGGUUUUCACUCUUGCCCACACGACGACCUCUGCGUGUUUAAACUGCUGCUAAGCAGACCAGAUUCUAAGCAGGUGCCUCCAGCGCAAGUCACAUCCACUACUUGUCUGGAAGAAAGUCUCAUUUUUAAAAAGUAUGGCUAACAAAGUGAAGUCCCAGAAGCCCACUCGGCUAGUUUAAAGAGAUGGGCGAGUGCACAGAACGUUUCUUCUAAACUUUGAGGGUGAAGCUCUGCGUCUACAGCUUUUUGCUUCUGUUGGUUGAGCUUUCUAUAAAAAGCAGAUGUCCUACCAAAGGAAGUAAGUCUGUUGGGCAGAUAUCAGCAUUACACAGGCUCUUACUGGCGUUGUGUUUUCUGGCAGUGGAAGGUUCUGGUAUACAAAGUUUCCUUUUGCUAAAAAUAUUAGAAGUAUCGAGAACUAUUGCAUAAGAGAAGUUUUCAGCCUCUUCCUUCUAGGCAGAUGGUACAGUAGACGGCAAGCAAUGCGUUCACCAAAGGAAAGCGCCACUCGGAGAGCAGAGGUUUACAAUCUCCUAGACAGCCAUGUGGCUGAAGAAACAGAAAGUACUGUCCCUAAAAUACAUCUAGGGCUUCAUUUUAGUGGAGAAUACCAACGCCUACAACAGAAUCCCACCAACAUGUGGCAAUCAUAAGAAAGCUCAAAAGUCUAGGAAUAUAUGCCAAAGCUACCCUGGGGCCUAGCGGAAGCUGCUUGUGGACAGCCCCUGGUGUAAUGUCUCCUAAAAACAAGCCCUUCAGAAGGCUGAGUAUGUAUUUCCUGCUUCCCCUCUACGAAGCAACAAGGCCAAGGCAAAUUUAAGGUCUCACAAAUGACCUUUGAUCUUUGGGAUCCCAGAACAGUGUGUGUGUAAAAACCAAACACAUCAAGAGGGAGUUUUCUUCAUAUUAAUCUCCCAUCUCUGCCAGAAAGACAGCGCAUUCUGCGGGAACAUACAGUCGUUCCUAUGUUCCAGCUCAGCAUUGGGAGUUAGGAAGAGCAGUCAGGUGUCCACUGUCGGAAAGCGCACAAACCCGGUUCUUCUCUCCUAGACACUUUCAGCAGGGAAGAGUGAAUGGGAAGGCUGAAAGAUCCACAAAACAAGGAUCUUCUCACAGGGCUGACUUUCUGAAACCCUCCCGUCAGUUCUCCAGGAACUUAAACUCAGGGCUAGAGAGGUGACUCAGCAGUUAGCAGCAUAGGCUGCUCUUCCGGAGGACCCAAGUUUAGUUCUCAGCACCCACGGCAGGUAGCUCACGGAUGCGUGUGACUCCAGCUCUGAGAGAGCUCUUCUGCCUUCACACAUACACACACACACACACACACACACACACA